UGAGAAAUACAAUAAUUUGAUCUUGUUGUCACUGCGAGAUGGUUGUGCCACUGCGAGAUCUUUCUAAAUAUCUGAGUCGGAGAGUAAAUGUCAUUAACACCGUAAAUGUCAUUGGCGCUGUUAUCGAAACCACAUUUGCCAAGAAAACAAAGCGCGUAUUUCCCAAGAAAAAAAAGGGCAGGGACACGGGCACGGAUUAUUGUUGUAACCUCAGAAUAAUGGAUGACACACAUCACAAUUUCACCAUAUCUGCUACUGUUUUUGAUAAAAAUAUUGAACGUCUUCCUCUUGUGACGGCGGUUGGGGAUAUAAUUCAACUUCGUAGUAUAUUGGUAGAUACCUACAACGGAGAAGUAAAUCUCACUUAUUGGAAAAAAAUUUCAUCAUUUGCUUUAUACAAAGGCAAAGAUGAUGAUAUUUUAGACCCCUAUCAAGUUUCUUCUUCUGAUUUUGUACCCAAAGACGAAGACAAGAUAAUCAUAAAUAAACUGAGAAAAUGGCUGGUUAAUUUCCAGCUUCACGAAGACUUUAGAAAAUUUCCCAUGUUCAGAGAAUUCAAGGAAGAAACUGUCACAAAUUUAACAUGCAAGAUCCUUCAUCAUAGUAAUGUUGCGAAAGAUAAAUGGGUGAUUUAUGCCUGGGAUGGUACCGAUACUCAACCAAAUGCUAUAUGUUCAAAUCUAGAAGAUGAACUUAAGCAUCCACUUCCUUUACAACGGGAACGUUUACCUUUGUCAAGAGAAAUUUUAUGUACUUUGCCAACGGUUGGAUCUAUCUUUAGAAUAGUUUUUGAAACAGGUGUUCAGAAGAGUCAUCUCCACCUUCUAACCGUUGGUAAAUGGGUCAAGAUUACUUAUUUGCGUCUUAAGUUGUAUGGUGGACUAUGGCAUGGUGUUUUUACCUGUCACACAAAGCUUCGAUAUAUAUCAAACGAAGAUCAACUCAUUGUGGAGCGCCAAAGGUUGGCUGAUGAGAGACUGUCUUUAAUAUCAAGAAGAAUGUCUUAUUUGAGCUUUCCUGAGCCUUUACCAAUUACAGCAGUCAAUCAUCGUGAUCAUGUGACACCUGUUACUUUAAUGAGUGUCCUCACUCAUUCAGAGGUGACGGCUAUAUUUAAGUGUAUUGUUCGGGUGGUAGCAGCAAUACCAUGCAAAGCUGAAAAUCUCUGUCUUUCUACGGAGAAAUAUAAAAUGCGUUUAACAUUAAAGGAUUCAACUGCCAGAAUUCAUGCUAAUGUAAUUGAAGAGGAUGUGGUGACCCUUUUUGAUGGUUAUCCUGAUGAUGAAAAGUGGAAUAGGAAGCUGAAUAGAUUACUUGGAGUAUCUGAUAGUAAUGGUAGCAUUGGUGGGGAAAAAGAUACUACAAGAAAUCCACCCUGGGUUUGUGUUUGUCUAAAGUCAUACUAUCUCUCCGAAGAUGAUAUCUGGGGCACUAGAAAUUUCAGAGUAUUUGACACCAAAAUACUGGAAGAUUCAUCAUAGAAUGGAUAUGUUAUGAAUCCUGUUUUUUGCUUCCUUUUGAAGGAAUAUGUAGAGUUUAAUUGUUUUUUAAUGUUUAUUUAAGUUACAUAUUGAGGCCACAAAUGGUAGACUGUUUGGAAAUCUGAAAGCAUCAGGUAGAUCAUAAUGAUUGAACUCACCAUGAAACUAUCUGCAUAGUUCUUACGAAUCCACAAGCUUGAAAGAGGCAGUGUU
This is a messenger RNA of Vigna radiata var. radiata (mung bean), 1694 nucleotides long. RefSeq names its product protection of telomeres protein 1b. Gene Ontology annotation, cellular component: chromosome, telomeric region; nuclear telomere cap complex. Bases 39 to 1481 code for a protein of 480 amino acids. Gene Ontology annotation, molecular function: G-rich strand telomeric DNA binding; telomerase inhibitor activity. The transcript has 10 exons. Gene Ontology annotation, biological process: regulation of telomere maintenance via telomerase; telomere capping. The record is from RefSeq and is a predicted model, not a curated record. NCBI's taxonomy places the organism in Eukaryota, Viridiplantae, Streptophyta, Magnoliopsida, Fabales, Fabaceae.